Drosophila arizonae is the source of this 1569-nucleotide messenger RNA. RefSeq names its product crimpy (gene cmpy). The record is from RefSeq and is a predicted model, not a curated record. Gene Ontology annotation, biological process: regulation of signal transduction; regulation of cell growth. NCBI's taxonomy places the organism in Eukaryota, Metazoa, Arthropoda, Insecta, Diptera, Drosophilidae. Gene Ontology annotation, molecular function: insulin-like growth factor binding. Gene Ontology annotation, cellular component: extracellular region.
UGCCACAAAUGGCCGCGUGCGGCAGACAAAAGCGCAUAAAAAAUUCAUGAGCCAAAAGUGCGUCAUUAUUAAGCAAACGACGAACAUCAUCAUCGCCAUCAUCGUCAUCAACAGAGCGUCGCAGGUCGUCAGAAUCGAACGUUGAGCGGCCAAUGAACGGCUUUCGAAUACCCAAAACAUAGAGCUAGUCGAAUCUAGCCGCCAAGUCAACAUGCAAAUUGCUGGGCGAGCAACCGAACAAAACGAACAGAGCGAACAGAGCGAACAGAGCGAAGCGAAACCAGCGCCAGAAACACAAUAAAAAAUUGCCUAUAAAUGGGCGGAAGAGCAGAGUCCGAUGGGAGCGACGCAGGUGGUGCUGUCGGAGGCGUAGCUGCGGCAUUGGGUGGCAGGAAUUUAGUCGCACGCACAAGGACAACAACGGCGAAACGAAGGACAACAGACAGUGGCAGCAGCAGCAGCAGCAGCAGCGGCAGCGGCAGCGGCAGAGGCAGCGGCAGCGGCAGCGGCAGGGCACUCAAACAGAACAACAAAGCGAAACUUCCGCAUAGGAUGCGACGAAACGGAAGUUAUUUUGGCCAUUUGAACGCACGGAUCUAUCUCAUCUAUCUGUGCUGCUAUCUGCUGCUGAUAAUGGCAGCAGCUGGCAGCAACAAUGUGGUAAAUGGACUCAAAUGCUACUGCAAUCCAAAGGAAUGCGAUGUUAUACGCGCACUCGACUGCCCCGGCAAGGGCCUAAUGCUCUGGGAUCCAUGCCAAUGCUGUCGCAUUUGCGCCAAAACUCUGGGCGAAUCCUGCGGCGGACCCGGCGGCUUUUCCGGCCAAUGCGAGCCGCCCCUGCAGUGUGUCACCAAACUGCCCAUUAGCAGCGGCCUGGGCGUCUGCAUGGACCUGCAACACCUGACGGCGCUCACCUUUAAUCAGCUCAGCAACUGCACGCAGGAGGAGUCGAUUGUGCUGGAGCCGGGCUGCGAAAUAACCAACAAGCGCUGCCAAUGCUGGCCCACAAUGCGCACCUGUCUCAGCCAAUUGUCCAGCGAUGGCGGCUCACCGAGCGAUUCACGUUGGCAUUUCAAGAAUCUCGAGGACUGCCAAUUAAAUUUGCAAAAUCUAAUUAAAAUCGAACAGGAAUUCGAUGAAGACUAUAAAAUCUCACCGAGCAAAUUCACAUACAAAAAGCUGCGCAGAAAGCGAAAAUCGCUGAGGAAGCGACUCAUCAUUUUGGAGAAUGGCGACAGUUCGCAUGCCAUAUAAACGUCCCUCUUUCACAUAAAUACAAUUCUUGUACAGAUACUAAUGCUUAAUUCUAUGACAUGUGGCUAAUAUAAAUACAAUACGAUAAUAAAGAGCAUAUACAUAUACAUUAUAAAUAUAUAAAUAAAUAUAUAUUAUAUAUACACGCACAUGCUUGCAUGCGUGCAUGUGACAUGUGGCUAUUGUAUGUAAUCCCUAAGGCAUUUGUUACUUUAUUGUUUUUAACAAAACAAUUUGUGCGCAUACAUAAUGUAUUAUACAUUGCAAAUUUCUAUUCCUAAACUAAAGACAGGAAAAAACGAGAGAAAAACAAAA